Messenger RNA from Vanrija pseudolonga, 846 nucleotides. RefSeq lists its product as uncharacterized. NCBI's taxonomy places the organism in Eukaryota, Fungi, Basidiomycota, Tremellomycetes, Trichosporonales, Trichosporonaceae. Bases 1 to 846 code for a protein of 281 amino acids. The transcript has 3 exons. The record is from RefSeq and is a predicted model, not a curated record.
AUGGCCUCGUCAGCCGACGCAGACAGUCGAGUCAACACUGCCGCGGAGACUGCCGAGGUGGAUGGUGUCAUGUAUCACCGCGACUUUACCAAGGCCCACUUCCCUGCAAUCCUGCAGUCCGACGACGGCACCUUCUUCCAGUUUAACAUCUACGCUCUGGCUGGUGUCUCGAAGUUCUUUGCCAACAUCCUCGACCUUCCUGUCGAACAGGCCGGCAUCCGUACCAUCCCCCUGCCGUCGGCUAGCACAAAAGGACUCGCCCUCGCCCUCAAGCUCCUCCGCGACCACAAUGAUGCGGGGACCAACACAGUUCAAGUUUUCAAUUGGCCGAAUCAUGACGAGCUCAAAGGCUUCCUUGACGUCGUCAUGGCGUAUGAUCUUGAGAUCGCCGCGGAGUCGCUGCUCAAACGAUCCUCCACCUCUACAAUCUGCACCAGUGCUCAGGCAUUCGGACGUCUCGUUCUCGCCAUCACCAUCCAAUCCCGCUGGAUUGAGCACGCCCUCCUUCUCACUCUUUCCUACGACGUUACCACAAUGGCCGACUGGAUAGAAGACAAACUACGCGAGGAGCGCUAUCUCCAAGAGCUGUACAUUCUCCACCUGCAAUGGAAGUCAAGGAUGCUAGAGGUGUUCAAGGAGGGCAUCAUGUCUUCCAUUGGCCACCACGCGAAAGUCGACGGAUGGACCGGAUUCAUCAAUGAGCUUGCAGUGGGCCUUCUGGACGAGACAAAGAUGAGCCCCGGUUACCGCACUGGCUACGACCUCGAGAGCAUACUUCCCGAUCUCCGCAAGAAUUUCCUCAAUACCAAGCUCCCUUCCCAUAGGAUCGCGUACGACAAGAAGUGA